Penicillium cinerascens is the source of this 1065-nucleotide messenger RNA. RefSeq names its product low-affinity Zn(2+) transporter ZRT2 (gene zrfB). Gene Ontology annotation, biological process: zinc ion import across plasma membrane. Gene Ontology annotation, cellular component: plasma membrane. The record is from RefSeq and is a predicted model, not a curated record. Lineage: Eukaryota; Fungi; Ascomycota; Eurotiomycetes; Eurotiales; Aspergillaceae. Bases 1 to 1065 code for a protein of 354 amino acids. Gene Ontology annotation, molecular function: low-affinity zinc ion transmembrane transporter activity. The transcript has a single exon.
AUGGAGGUGGAUCCUUUGAACGUGCUGGUCAAGCGUGCGGCCGAUGCCUGUGAAACCGGCAACGAGUUCGAUGGCCGCAUAGGCCUGCGCAUCUCAUCUAUCUUUGUCAUCCUGGUUGGCUCAAGCUUCGGUGCACUUUCCCCCGUCUUUGCUCGACGCUUCGGCGGCCGCGGAGGUGUCCCCGGCUGGUCCUUUUUCAUCGCAAAGUACUUUGGUUCUGGUGUCAUCAUUUCGACUGCUUUCAUUCACCUUCUCGCUCCGGCCGAGGAAGCUUUGACCAACCCGUGUCUGACUGGACCCAUCACUGAAUACAGCUGGGUGGAGGGCAUCGUUCUUAUGACGAUCAUCGUCCUCUUCUUCGUUGAACUGAUGGUCAUGCGAUUCUCCCGCUUUGGUGCGGGCCAUGUGCAUGAUGAUGAGGGUCACUCUCACUUACAACUCGAAGAUGCUGAGCCUGUGGACGCCGAGGUCACCGAAAACAAAAACUACGUCCCCGGCGAAGACCAUCUUGGUCACUCGCGGGAGCAUCGCGAUGUCGAUGACUCGGAGAAUGACAAAACUGCCAUUGAAGAUUAUGCGGCGCAGCUGACAUCCAUCUUUAUCCUCGAGUUCGGUAUCAUCUUCCACUCGGUUUUCAUCGGCCUCACGCUGGCUGUCUCCGGUGCCGAGUUCACCACUUUGUACAUUGUUCUCGUCUUCCACCAAACCUUUGAGGGUCUUGGUCUGGGCUCGCGUCUCGCGCUUGUCCCUUGGCCCCGAUCCAAGCGAAACACGCCAUACUUCCUGGGAUUGGCCUUUGGCAUCUCCACCCCCAUCGCCAUCGCCAUUGGCCUGGGUGUCCGCCAGAGUUAUCCUCCCGAAGGACGAACUACACUUAUUGUCAACGGCGUGUUCGACUCCAUCUCCGCCGGCAUCCUGAUCUACACGGCCCUGGUGGAGCUGAUGGCGCACGAGUUCAUGUUCAGCACCUCGAUGCGCAAGGCGCCCAUCCGCGAAGUGCUAGCCGCCUUUAUCCUUCUGUGCCUCGGAGCUGCCCUGAUGGCGUUGCUGGGUAAAUGGGCAUAG